Molecule: messenger RNA, 3792 nt
Organism: Anopheles moucheti
Lineage: Eukaryota; Metazoa; Arthropoda; Insecta; Diptera; Culicidae
Gene: mtg
Exons: 6
Coding region: 1-1878 (625 amino acids)
Cellular component (GO): extracellular region
Molecular function (GO): chitin binding
Source: RefSeq, a predicted model, not a curated record
AUGCACAUUUAUAUGCACUCACCACUGCACACGGUAUCGGGUGAACACGAUGGGCGACUGGAACGGGGAUGCACAAUCGAACAGUUAGAGAGUACCUGUGUUUUUGAUUCCGAUUUCGGUCUCAUCCUGAACUGUGCCUUCAAAAAGUCCGGCCUCUUUCGGGUGCGGAACUUGGGCGGCGUCAAGGCCCACUUCGGGUUAGGCUUCAGCGUCGGAGAUGAGCUGGGACUGGCCGAAUCGCUCGGUAACGUCGAGGCAAAUAAACGGCGGGCCCUCAACAUUCGCACCGGUGCGAACAACAUUGGCGUCCUGCCCGCGUCCAAAAUGCCGACAUCCUACCCCUCCUUACCCUCCCCCUCGAUCGCCCCCUCGCCGGGUGUUCCAAUCCAGCAAAGUCGUCCGCAGGCGGUAACCGUACGUUCGUCUGCGUCCAUGCUGCCCAAGGGCAUUGGUGGCCUACCGAAGGUGCCGUCGUCCGUCUCGCCCGUGUACGUGUCGCCAGCAUCCAGCCUGAUGACGAAAGCCACCUCGCUACCACUCGGCGUUCCUCCCUUCCGACCCAUUCCCAAGCCGACGCCGGAAACGGAACCGGUGAGAUUCGACCCGUCCAUACUCCGCCGAAACUUUGCCCUCAAAACCGCCCAAACUCCUGAUCCUUCCUUCCAGGGUCAACUGAUGAAUCAGACCUCCUCCUUCCAUCGGGGUGCCGCACCAUCGCGCAACACGACCCCUUCCUUCCCGAACGCUCCCAAUCAGCAGAUUAUCUACAAGGAAGCACCGAACCUGCAGGUCCAGAAGGUGCCCGCUUUCCAGGCAAUGCCCGAAUCGGUGUCCCGCAUCUCGACCGGUCCGGUCGUACAGGUCGAUAAUAAGCUGCAGCCGUCCGUCAUCAAGAAUUCCAUCAUGAGCAUUCCACCGCGCCGACAGAUGACAAAGCCCGGCCCAACGAUUGAAACCGGCAGCACCAGCACGGUGGACGGUAACGGGGAAGAGAUCGAUCUGAUGGGCCACACGGUGGAGGAGCUGGCGGCGGCUGCCAACGUCAGUGUGGAGGUGAUCAAGGAAGCGAUUCGCGUCCGGCAGCAGGAACUGCGUGCCCAAAAGCAGUACGAAAAGCAGCAGGCUGCUUACGCUCAGGCCCAGUUCUUUGCACAGCAGCAGACGACACCGGUAACGACCACUACCACCACGACAACGCCACGUCCCAGACGGUACCCGACCAACGCCGGUCACAAGGUUAUGAACGCACCGAAAGAGUACUACCCGGUCGGAUACGACAAGAACUUCGAUGACAACUUCACCUCCAAGGUUGACCUGCCCUACACGACGUUUAACUGCGGCGAACAGAAACACUUCCCGGGGCUGUACGGCGACGAGGACCUUGGUUGUAUGGUCUUCCACGUAUGUGCCCUGACGGACGAUGGACUGAUCAUGAAAUCGUUCCUCUGCCCGGAAAGCACACUGUUCGACCAGACCGUGCUGAAGUGCAACUGGUGGUUCUACGUCGACUGCAAGAGCAGCAAGAACCUGUACGACUCGAACCUGCCCGUGUCGAAGAGCUACCAGCUGAUGAAGGCGCUGUCGUUCUUCUCCUCCAACUACAAAAACCCGGGCGACUCGUCCGAGGGUGUCGAUGUGGAAGCGCUCAAGAACAGCGUCGCCACAGCUGUUGCCGUCGGUGGUUCGGCCCGCUCGCUAGACAGUCUCAGCAGCAACACCAUUGCCGGUUCGACGGGUGAGCGCUUACAGGAUCUGGUACCGUCCCCAUCCGUAAGCGUACGGGGCACCAACCAAAGCAACAACACGACGGUCACACCAACAUCAAGCAGCAACAGUAACAGCAGCAGUAGCAACGACAAAACAACGACAUCGACGUAAAUGGAAAUGAUUUGAUUUCACCGAUUUCCUCAACGGCGGCAGGGUGUGAGCGUUUUUGGUGUUGAAAAUUGUGUGUACUGUGUGCUACCGGGAGCGUAGGUAGUAAGGCAAAUGGUUGUGUCACUCGGUAUGCGGUAUGCGCCAACGUUGGCAGGUUGGGCUUAGGUUUGUGUUGUUGUUAUUUUUAAAUGUAAAAUUUAACGAGAAGAAAGCGAAAAAAAAACGCGAAAUAUGGAUGGUGCGGUGCGAUUUAUAGUGUGAAACCUAUCGGUGCUCGCCGGGUGAGUGUUUGCUGAUAAAACACACGCGGGCGUGCGUUUCACUGGUCAUUAUUCCAUUAAUUCGUGCUGCAUAAAAGAGAUUCCCAGUCAUAGGAAUAGUAAUAUUGUCAUACAGAUUGCCCAACCGCUCCGAGGGUUGAAACGCUUUUGAAUGCGCCUCAAAGUAUGCAACCCGUGCAGCAUAAUUGCUUGCUUCAAGCAUUUAUGUUCGAUUGUUUAUCCCAUUCAGCGCAAAGUUCUUCUCCAUCCAAUAUAAAUUGAACGAGCACUACGCUACUGACGCCGGUGGUCGGUUUUGUAGUUUGAAAGUGUUUUAAUUACAGCAAAUUAAAUUAUACUGCACCGCGAACUAAAGUCGAGCCAUUCAGCUUGCAAUACAUUGCAUGCCACCCUUUUGCAAGCACCAACUAGCAGAACUUUCUUCCUGCCAGUGCAACGCGCAGCAUCCGAUGUGCUGUUCGGUAAGCUUAACCACCUGAGCGACUAAACCUGGCCCCCUGCCCCGUCAGACACUUCCCUGUCACAACUUCCCGCACGCAGCUGAUUUUCGAGCGCUGCAUCCUGGAUCAAUCGAGCAUGAUUCAAAGCAUGGUAUAGCAUAAGUAUUUAUUAAACAGCGAUCCUACGAACUAAACCGCUUCAAACCCAUCGCUUCCAAUUGCCAUUCCGUGUGUGUGUAUGUGUGUAAGAGUAUGUGUGUAUGUGUGAGUGUGCCGUGUGUAUGGGAAGGUCCGGGCAGAUUUGGGAAUCGGUUUGUUUGGAGUUUACAAGACUUUUGUUACGUUAGUAUCAUAGUAGACAUGAGGAAGUAAACCGCACGAGCACAUUCCGUUCACGUGUGCGCUUCCCACGGUAGGGACUAGGUUUGUUUUACGUUACUGUUUACGAGCGGGCAAGUUUACUCGCUAGUUAGCUGACCUCUUAGAUUAUGGCAUAGGUAUAAACGGCAUAGUGACUGUUUCUCGGGUAUUUUUUUAUUUUUUGUUUGCAAAAACCAUCUUUGCUGCUGCAAGUAGCAACUACUGUAGUACGUAGGUAGUAGAUUUGGUUUUCUGUUUUUUUUAAAGCACCCAAAAAGGGUUUUGCAUAUUUAUUUAACUAGCGGCAUAAGGUACAUCAGGUGUAGUAUCACUAUCUUUACUAGAAUCUGGUAUUAAACAUAGCAAAACAAUAACUGUGCAUCUGUACAACACGGUUCGGUUCGGAUACGGAUAGAUGCACACUCGCAGUAGUGGAUGGACAACGGCGUAAGAAUCUGCACCUCGGUGGCUAUCCUUCCGGACGAACCAUUGGUACGGCACCCAUUUCCUAGACACACCUAAAAGUUGCUCACUUAGAAACGGUAUAGACAGUAAGAGGUUUACGCUGGGAAGUGCAUCCGAGCAAGUUUAUGCAAUUUUGUGUCGUCGUCGGUCAAUAUAUUAGUUGUUUUAUCUGUAACACUAGUAACUUCCAUUGUACAAGCGCGUCGCGCGUGGGACGCGCGUGACCGAUGCGAAUCAAUACCGUAUGUAAUGUCUCGUGGAAAAAACACAUGAGACGCGCACAUAGCGCACCACUAUGCCAACAGCUGCCCGGACAAGGGCAAAUUCUACUCAUCCAGUUGACUAUUACUGAUAAAGUAAAACACAUU